Messenger RNA from Choloepus didactylus (southern two-toed sloth), 3383 nucleotides. It is a transcript of the gene FAM13C, whose product is annotated as family with sequence similarity 13 member C. Lineage: Eukaryota; Metazoa; Chordata; Mammalia; Pilosa; Megalonychidae. The record is from RefSeq and is a predicted model, not a curated record.
CUGAGAUUUGCCUUGCAAUGCCAUGUUUGUGUAUGUGCUCUAACUCCCCGAGAGCAAUCAGGGAGACGGCUCCCCGGCCGGACUUAGCUGAUGUUUUCUUGUUUCUGUUUCAGCCUUCAGGAUAAUUCCUUCGGCAGCACCGCUGUGACAGAGUGUGACGAAGACACAGUCUCUCUACAUGAAGACCAGACUCAUUGCUCCAGUCUCAGAGAUGAAAACAAUAAAGAAAAUUACCCUGACCCCAGCGCUCUCCUAGAGGAGUUCCCGCCGCCCGCCCGCGAGCCGCCGCAGCAUGUAGAGCCGAGCGCGCUGGUGGACAGUGUGCUGCGACCCACCAUGGGCAACUUCAAGUCCCGGAAGCCCAAGUCCAUCUUCAAAGCGGAGACUGGGAGGGGCCCCGGAGACAACCAGGAGACAGAGCAUGUGGUGCCCGGCCAGUCGGAGUGCCAGGGGAGAGCAGCAACGCCAGCUCAUGAGAGUCCACAAAACAACACCUUCAGGUGCCAAGAGACAGUGUGCCUUCCACCAAGAAUAGACCAGUGCACUGCCAUUUGGCCAAAGGAUGCCUUUGAAACUCAGCAGGACUUAAAUGAGGAAGAAGCUGCUCAGGUGCAUGCAGUCAAGGACCGCCCAGAAUCGACUCAGAGCGUGCUGGAGGAAGGGGCGGAGUCUGCAGACCCUGUGCCAGUCCACAAAGACUGGCAGAAUGAAGCCAACAGUGGGCCUGAAAGCCUCCAGUCUGUUGGGACCAGCAGGCUGCUUUAUCACAUCACCGAUGGUGACAAUCCACUGCUGUCGCCGCGAUGCGCCAUCUUCAGCCAAAGCCAGAGGUUCAACCUAGACCCUGAAUCGGCCCCUUCUCCACCCAGCACUCAGCAGUUCAUGAUGCCCCGAAGUUCCUCACGGUGCAGCUGCAGUGAUGGCAAGGAGCCACAGACCAUUACUCAACUCACCAAGCACAUCCAGAGCCUCAAGAGGAAAAUCCGGAAAUUUGAAGAAAAAUUUGAACAAGAAAAGAAGUACCGGCCUUCCUAUGGUGACAAGACUUCUAAUCCCGAAGUCCUGAAAUGGAUGAAUGAUUUGGCUAAAGGUCGUAAACAGCUCAAAGAACUAAAGCUGAAGCUUUCGGAAGAACAAGGGAGUGCUCCCAAAGGUCCAUCUAGAAACCUGCCCUGCGAGCAACCCACAGUCCCCGGAGAGAAUGGGAAGUCAGAAGCUGCAGGCCCUGAACCAAGCUCCUCUGGAGAGGAGACUGCAGAUGCCACGCUGACACGCCUGAAGGAGAAGAGAGAGCAGCUUCCUCCCCAGGAGGAUGCUCAGGUAACUAAGCAAGACAAGAACCUCAUAAAGCCUCUUUAUGACCGAUACAGAAUUAUCAAGCAAAUCUUGUCAACGCCUUCUCUUAUCCCAACAAUUGAGGAAGAAGACUCCGAUGAAGACUAUCCACAGGGAAGCCAACAGUCCUCUUCGACAGAUCCAGUAUCUCACCUUCUUGUUGGCGACCACCUUACCUACUCCAAUGAGACUGAUCCUGUUAGGGUCCUGCUGCCAGAUGAAAAGAAAGAAGUCAAACAGUCAGCCCUCUCCAUGUCCAAUUUACAUGAGGCCUCCAUGCCUGUACUUCUUGACCAUCUCCGAGAAACUAGAGCUGACAAGAAGAGACUUCGGAAAGCCUUAAGAGAUUUUGAAGAACAGUUUUUUAAGCAAACAGGAAGAAGUCCUCAAAAGGAAGACAGGAUCCCAAUGGCAGAUGAGUACUAUGAAUAUAAGCACAUAAAAGCCAAACUGAGGCUAUUAGAGGUCCUCAUCAGCAAGCAAGAUGUGGCCAAAACCAUUUGAGCUAUUUUGUGAUUACUUUCACUCAAGAAAAAGUCAAGUUUAUUUUGCCCUGCCAUUUCUGUAAGUAGUUUUGACACACUGAAAAUUGAAGCACUUUAGUGGUAGUAUUAGCUGUUUUUAAGAAGAGAUGGCAAGUGUAAUUAUAUAUGAAGAGGAGGGAUUCAGAUGGGGGAAGAAUAUAAGUGACAACAGAAUUGGAAAAGAAUUCAGCCCCAUCCAUGACAAGGGGAACUCAGUUAAUAUAAUUUCAAAAAAUAUAUAUUUUAUCAAGCCUAAAUAAGACAGAGGAUCCAUAUGUUCAAUGGACCACUUGUUAGGGAAAGUCUUACAUGUAGUGUCCAAAGAUUGCUUAUGGGAAUGUAUGGAAAAGAGGAUGAUGUUUGAAAAGUGAGUGGAUGAUUUUUGAAAAGUGAGUGGAAAGUGGGAAAAAAAUUCUGCUUUUUAUGUAGAAAGGAAUACAGCUGGUGAGAAAGAUAUUUAUUUGGAGUGUCUAACAGAUUUUUAUGUGAUUUAAAGAAAAAUCUACAUUGUCUCAAGUCUGCUAGACUUUCAGCACCCUAAAUUUUACUAGAAUGUCACUAAUUUCUAUAUUAAAAAAAAGCACAUUAUUUUAUGUUAGUUUUACAUUUACCAAAGUUCAUUCUGAUAGCAAGUACUUUGUGAAUUAUCUUUGUUUAUAAUAGAUGUUUAUAUUAAAUAUUGCAUUAAAAUUUGAAAAUAGGUAUUUUGGAUAGCUAUGUGUCUACAGUAUAUAAUUUAAUGUGAUUACUGUUAUGAUUAAACUUUUUGUGUACUAUUUUUCAGUUGCGAAUAUGCUUUUUUCUUAAUAGUCCAAGGUCUAUACUUUGUGAAGUCAAAAAACUUUCUCAUAUAGUUGUUCUUAUUUCUGUGGAAAAUGAAAGGUUUGGAAAUUCUUGGUAUUGUUUGCUAUGAACCUUUGAAAAGAAGGCACAAUAUUUGAUUUGCUUCAUCAACUUUGUGUGGACUGUUAACCUAUGUUAUUAUUUUGCUUCUGUAAAAUUAGCAAAAAAGAUUGACAUUUUCUUUCAUGUACCAACUAUCUUUGUAUUUCUGAUAUGGUUAAUCCUGAUGUUGAAGAAAUUCACAUUUUCAUAUCAUUUGGAUGAGAUGAAUACUAGUUCAAAAGCAGAGUAUUUAGCUGAUAUUUUACAACUGUAAUGAAGCAGAAUAAUGUCCUCCAUAAAUUGGUUUAAUUAAAGUCAUCUUCUUGUAACAGACAGACACAAUUAUUUGAGCUUUACAAACUACAUCUUUGAUAAAGGAAAUGGUUUCAUGACCUAUAUACAAUUAUUACUAUUAAAAUGUAACUAUAUUCUAUAUGAUUGUAAAUAUUUUAUACAAUACAAAUAAAAUAUUUUUCUAUUAUAUUUAUUAUGUUGAAACAGCUGUUUCCUGUUAGCUAAUAUAAAUAACAUAAAUAACACUGUUGAACAAGUGGGAAGUGCUGACAAGUCUAGGUUUCAAGAUUUAACUCAUGCUGCAAUUACACCCUUUCAUGCGGUUUGGCGUUAUCUCAAUAUUUA